GUGCCGCUAAAAAAAGUGCGGCACUGGUGCCGCUUAUUGUAAUUGGGCCACGUGGACUAUGACAUGGCCUGAUUAGGUUUGGUUGAAUCCAACUUCAAACCCGGUGGCCCAUGAAACUUGUACUAAACCGCAGCUACCCAAACAACAUCCGUCUUCUGCGUUUUUAUUUGUUAUUUUCUGACUAAUUAAUUUAAUUGGUGCAACUGUUAAGUUCCCAUAAAAUUUGAACAGCUAAAACUCGGAUCUUUUCUUCGUCUUCACGACUAUGGGCGAUUCUGGCAAUAAGAGGUUCCGCAAGUACCACCCCUACCAGAACUUCCACGUCCCAUGAGUUCCUCUUACGGGAAGAAGCCGCGCGCCAACGCUCGACCUGGAGCGAGAAUCUCACUUAGUACACCGGCACAAGGUACCUUGGCGGUGCGAUCGUGGGCGGUGGAACAGGACGCUCGAUGGGAUCAGGGCUGCCCAGGCCGGCGAUAGCAUGAAGUUUCAGGUGAACAGGGUUUUGAACUCCGGCAGGCACAGUGGUUGGCGGCUGGGCAACAGUACUAUGGGAUUUUUGAGUCUGAUGUUUACGGGGGUCGAGAGCAGCUUGAGGGAUGUGGAUGAUUCUGGUAACACAGUGAUUGCUGGGCAAUUUAUCGAUCAGCCAGAGGGUCCAGAUCGGCGGCAAUUGCUGGUGCUAUUUGAGGGAUCACGGCAGCUGGUAAUGUCGCCGGGAUUCUUGUGUAAUGAAAGCUCAUUCAAUUCUUGGUACGGGUUGGGGUUUGGGGAGAUAUUGACAUGAUUUUGACUUUCGAGUAGUGAAUUCCUUUUUGUCAGUUUAAUGAGUUACUGAAUGAAUUAAUUAAAGAAACUCAAUACAUUAUGUUCGAUCUCUUGCCAUCAAAAGAAGUCAUCUUCAACAUUUAUUCUCCUUUCACAAACCAAACCAGGAUGGCUCUGUAACUAAUAACAAAUGAACCAAUAAAAUCCCAUUAUGUAUCUAUCUGUAUACAAUUAAUAUCUCCCUCUCCUAUCAUUUAUUAAGUAUGUAUGUAUGUUUUCUUUUUUCCCUAAAUCCUAAUUGCUAUUGCAACCAAAACUGUAGGUUUUUUCGGCUUAGUGGUAUUCAUCUUAACAAUGAAUCAAAGAAGGAAUCCUCCUUAGGUUCUUCCUUAGCUUCAGGGAUCCUGCCGUACUGCGAUUGAUGAUUCAUGUAAGAGGAAGAACCUCCUCUUGCUUGUACAAUUUGUCGGUUUUUCGAAACCUAAGAACCCAUAACUCCCUAAACCUUGCUACAACAUCUCCAGGGUGAAUGGAGAUUGAUUUGGAUAGGUACCGCUGAUGUUAAAAUGGUGUCUGUUCAUGACAAAGCUAGGGCCUAAUGGGAGGGAAUGGCUGCUGGAGAAGAUUUCGUUGUAUCUUUGUUGUUCUGGUGGUGAGAUAGCCGCUGCCUUGUAGCUGGAACGUCAUGGUUAUGUUUCCCUUCAUACUGCCAACGAUCGCACCGCAAAAGUAUCUCGUGCCGGUGUAGUAGGUGAGAUUCUCGCUCCAGGUUCGACGCUGGUGUGCAGCUUCUUCUUGGAAGAGGAACGCAGAAGACGAGGGGAGAUUUUAGAGGGUCUGAGAAGGGACACUCCAGAAAUUAUGGUAGGGGAGGUACUUGCGCAACCCCUGAUCACCAGAAAUCCAGAAUCGUCCAUCGUCAUGAAUACGAAUAAUAGAUCAAAGAGUUUUUAGUUGUUCAAAUUUUUUGGGAAGCUUAAUGGUUGCACCAAUAUUAAAUUAAGUAAUGAAAAAAUAACAUAUAAAAAUUGCGAAAGACGGGAGUCACAGGACGCUGUUUGGGUAGCUGCGGUUUGGUACAAGUUUCAUGGGCUACCGGGUUUGAAGUUGGAUUCAAUCGAACCUAACUCAAGCCACAUCAUAAUCCACGUGGACCAAUCACAUACAGCGGCACCCGUGCCGCACUUUUUACGGCGGCACUGUAGUAUUGGCCAAAUCUUGGAACUCAAGACUUUUAUCUAACAAUCCAAGCCCAAUUCUUAACUCUUAAGAUUAGGCUUAGCUGUUCCUCCCAGAGUUUGGACGUCCAGUUUGCUAAAACCCUUUGCGUCGUGCGCUCAUAUGUGAUGGGCGAUGGGCCAUCCAAAAAACUACCUUUGCGAGGCCUAACUAAGUUUGGGCUUGUGUUAAGUAGAAAGGGCCCAGGGGCUGGAUCUGUAUCGAUAAAAACUUCUUAUCUCUUCCCUUUUUCUAACCCAUGUCCGUCAAGUAAUGCAUAAACGCCUAGUUAGGACUUAGGACGGGCAAUUUGAACCCACUUCACUGAGUAUUACUCUCAACUCAUUUUGGUGUCGUCAAAACUGACACAGAUCAAGCAAUAUUGGGUUGUUUGUUAUGAAAGCACUCAGAACGCUGACUUGCUACGGUCGAGAUGAACCUGAGUAUUUGCUCCAUUACCUAGGUGGGCUUGAGAGGUACUAUAAUGCAGAAUGGCGAGUUGGUUGGCUUUGAACGUUGGACACAACCAUAGCAGAGUUCAGAUAGAUGGUAGAGGGCACUGUGUUCAGAGUUGAAGAAGCUAAUGUGAGCUAAUAAUUGUUGAAUAAAAAG
Molecule: messenger RNA, 2598 nt
Organism: Linum trigynum
Lineage: Eukaryota; Viridiplantae; Streptophyta; Magnoliopsida; Malpighiales; Linaceae
Source: the annotation of a GenBank genome assembly